Molecule: messenger RNA, 1485 nt
Organism: Nematocida minor
Lineage: Eukaryota; Fungi; Microsporidia
Exons: 1
Coding region: 1-1485 (494 amino acids)
Source: RefSeq, a predicted model, not a curated record
AUGUCCAUUCUAACCAUCCAUCUUUCUUCAGCAAAUAUUCAAAGCAAUCUGUUCGGAUGUGAGAAGAUAAUGGACACGAAUAAAAUGGUAGAUGGGAUACACAGUGACAUAAAAAGCGGUGACCUGUUCGUAGUUGAUGAUGUUGAUAAAGAGUUCUCAGAUAGGAGCCUGCUAUUUAAGAUACAUAGAAAGGAAUUUACGUAUUCGAGCGAUGGAGACUCUAAGAACAACGAAAGUGUCAUCAGUCUGCACUACAAGCUAUUAGACAGUGCUAAAACCAGAAGCAUCAUGGACAAUGAAGAAGAUCAGGGGCACGCGUGUGCAAAUGCCAGCAACUCGGAUAUAAAGUCACUGAGCAAUGAGAUGUACAGAAUGUACUGCCAAAAAGACCCUGAAGACCACUUUGACUUUCUGGACAGCGUUAUGGAGAGAGGGCCCAUAACUACGUCUUCUCAAAACACGAUUGCAACACCUGAGAUAAAAAUUAUCAUGAAAUACGUCCCAGAAGAGUACAUUGCAAAGACAAUAAAUCUGUGUGCUAAAAACCACCUGGAGAAUGCAAUGUUCUACAAGGUAAUGGCAAGCCUUGCAGACAACUACUGCUUCAAGCCGAUAGAAAAUGCAGACUGGCAGAACAAGCUUUCCAGAUGUGCGGUUAUUUUCGGUGCUAUUCUGUACGAUAUGCACAAAACAGAGCUAAUCGAUCGGCUCCAGUACCUAGUUGACAGCACAAAAGACGUGCUAAAAGUUCUGGAACACCAAGAAGACCGCAAGGAAAUAUACAAGGUGCUGGCUGCACAGAUAAAGAUAGAGCACUCUUUACUGAGCCCAAGACUAGCUCGCUUUAAAAAUAUGCACCUAGUAUUUCUUGAUCUAUUUUCUGCACAAGAGGAGAAGCUUACUAAGGGUACAGCAAAUAUUAAAAUAUCUUUUACAGUAGAGCCAAAGCAUGGUGCUGUGAAUGAAACGUCCAAUGAAGAGUGCGAGGACAUGGAGAAAGUGGAUAGCAUACUAGAUGUAUCCAAGAAUGACAUCUGCUAUAAAUCCAAUCCCUUUGCUCUCAAAAACAUACAGUUUGAAAGAGAGAUAGUCUCAGAGAGCGAAAUAGUUCUGUCGAUGGAGAAAAAUGAAGACAACUUGCUGGAGUAUAUCAAAGGCAUGCUAAGCGACAUACAAAAAACUAAGAAAAUUCUGCAGCACAUACUGGGAAAAGGAGCCACCAUACUCCACCACAGCAACUCAGAUCCCAAGCAGCUAAUGGCUGUGUAUGACCAGAGGCUCUUUGAGAUAAGAAAGUCCAUAGAUCACCGGUACAAAGACUCGCAUCGAAAUUUCAUGCAGUACAAUAAUUUUGCAAAAUCCCUGUGCAGCGACUAUAAGAUAUGUGAAGCCCCCCGUAAUCCUCUAACUGUGCCCAUCGAUGACACAAAGCCAGCAAUGAACACUUCAGAGCAGAUUAUUUCACCCACAGAUAGCACGGAAUAG